AUGUCCAUCCUGUCCCACACAUGUUGGCACCACCAGGACCUGUCCCAGGACUUCCCAUCUCCUCCUGGCUCUCCUGGGCCCAUCAUGGAGUCCAUCAUCUCCUCCUGGUCCUACAGGACCUGUCUUGGGGUCCAACAUCUCCUGAACCCAUCUUCGAGUCCACCAUGGACUCCUGGAGCCAUCCUGGGGUCUAUCAUCUCUCCCUGGUCCUCCUGGAUCCUUCUUGGGGUCCACCAUCAUCUCCUGGAGCCAUUUUGGGGUCCAUCAUCUCCUCCUGGUCCUCCUGGACCCAUCUUGGCCCUCAUCAUCUCCCCCAGCUUCUCCUGGACCAGUUUUGGUGCCCUUCCCCUCCUCCAGAUCCAGCCCAACCGCUCUUGGUGGCCCAGAUCUCCUCCUGGACCCACCUUGGCACCCACCAGCUUCUCUUGGUCCUGGAAAAUCCACCCAGGACAGCUUGACCCUUCUGGACCCAGCUUGGUGUCCAUCAUCUCCUCGACCCUUCUUAGUGUCCAUCAUCUCCUCCAGGACCCACCUGGGCACCCAUCUCCACUUGGUUCUGCCCAGCCCACCUUGGUGUCCCCGGUGUCCUCCAGGACUCACCUUGGUGUCCCUGAUCUCCUCCUGGACCCACCUUGGUGGCCCCCAUCUCCUCCAGGUCCAACCCUGGUGCCCCCCAGAUCUCCACCUGGGCACCAUCAUCUGCUCCAGAUCCCACCUGAGCACCCCCCAGAUCCCUCCAGGUCCUCCUGGUCUCCCCAAAGCUCCACCAGGUCCCACCUUGGUGACCCCCAAAUCUCCACCAGGUCCCACCUUGGUGACCCCAAAUCUCCUCCAGGUUUGACCUUGGUGACCCCCAACCUCCAGCAGGACCACCUUGGUGCCCCUCAAUCUUCUUCAGAUCCUCCAGGUCCCACCUUGGUGACCCCCAAUCUCCAGCAGGUCCCACCUUGGUGACCCCAAAUCUCCACCAGGUCCCACUUUGGUGACCCCAAAUCUCUACAGG
Molecule: messenger RNA, 1003 nt
Organism: Vidua macroura (Pin-tailed whydah)
Lineage: Eukaryota; Metazoa; Chordata; Aves; Passeriformes; Viduidae
Exons: 4
Coding region: 1-954 (317 amino acids)
Source: RefSeq, a predicted model, not a curated record